UUGGCAAUACUUUCUAGAUGUGAUUUUAAUUAUAGGGUGCGAAAAAAAACAUUUUGCCAAAAGGGAUUGUGAAAUGAUGAAUGGCAUGAUUCGAAAGUGAGAUGUUUGUGUGCAGAGAGAAUAAAAUGUGUUGCCUUUUUUACUUGGGCAGAGCAUUUCUUCCCAGUCGGCUACAACUAUAUGUACAUCUGAGAAGGAGUUCACUGCGACUGGGCUUUGUUUAAACAGAAUUUCCAGUAUCUUUUAUUACUGCUUCAUUGAAAACAUCUCCAGCCACUUCGCCGUUUCCGAGGUGUCCCUGAAGGCAGCGUGACUCUCCACUUCCUGUUUGCUGUAACUUUUCGGUUCCUCGGAGCAGGACGGGGAUCAGCUCGAACAGAAGAAGCUGUAGACUGCAGCCGCAGGAUCAGGCCCUGCCAUGACUCAGCAGGAACAGCAGCAGUUCAGGGAGAGCCUGGAGGCAGCGCUCUCCUGGAUCCAGGAUGUUCAGGACAGGCUGAAGGCCAACGACGACACACAGGGGCCCCGUGACGCCCUGAAGGUCCGACUUGACGAAACAAAGAAAAUCUAUCAGUCAAAACAUGAAGGCCAGAUGAAGCUGGCGGACGCCCAGAUGGCAGCGCAGAGUCUUCUGGAGAGUAAAGAUGAGGAGUUGCAUAGAAGUACCAACGCGAAGCUCAAAGAGCUGAGGAACAUGUGGGAGGAGACGGAACAGUCCAUCACCCACUGCCACAGCCGCAUCGAGUGGGUGUGGCUCCGCUGGAGCGAAUACCUGAAGGCCUAUGAGGAGUUUGUUCUGUGGCUGGAAAAGCAGCGCUGCAGCCUGGACGUGGAUGUGGAGCAGCAGGUGGGAGCCAAGGAGAAGCUGUGGCAGGCGGACCAGCAGAGGGUGCUGUUGAGCGACGUGCGUGGCAAGGCGGCGAUGCUGGAGAGGCUGCUGGAGGAGGCGGCGACGCUGCACAGCACCACCCAGGACCCCAGCGUUGAUUCACAGACACAGGAGAGUCUGCAGGAGUCCUACAAUGACAUCAAAUACAGAAGUGAGGAGCGCCUGGCCCUACUUCAGAGGAUCAGUGAUGAACAUUACGAGUACCAAGACAACGUUGACAAGUUUCAGGCCUUCCUGUUGUCCAAAACCAAACAGCUGACUCAGUUGAUGAUCCAGGACGAGCCGAAAGAGGGAAAACACAAAGCAUUUAAGGCUUUGGAUGAUAGCGUGGCCUGUAAAGAGAAGACUUUGAAGUGUAUUGAAGUCAUUGCUGAUGGAGUUAAGGCUAACACGUCUCCUGCAGGGGCGGAGGCGGUGCAAGAGGAGGCUGAGGAGUUGAGACUAGGCUGGCAGCGGUUGAGGCAGGAGCUGUCUGAAGCAGGGGAAGCCCUUGGCUACAGCCUAGACACCCCCAUUCUGGACCCCCACAGCCCAGACUCCCACAGCUCCCGCUCCCACAGCCAGGACUCCCACAGCCAGGACUCCCACAGCCUGGACUCCCACAGGCUGGACUCCCACAGGCUGGACUCCCACAGCCUGGACUCUCACAGCCUUGGCUCCCACAGCCUGGGGUCCCACAGCCUGGGGUCCCACAGCCUGGACUCCCACAGCCUGGACUCCCACAGCCUGGGCUCCCACAGCCAGGGCUCCCACAGCCAAGGCUCCCACAGCCUGGACACCACCAGGCAGGGCUCCCACAGCCUGGGCUCCCACAGCCAAGGCUCCCACAGCCCGGGCUCCCACAGCCAGGGCUCCCACAGCCAAGGCUCCCACAGCCAGGGCUCCCACAGCCAGGGCUCCCACAGCCAGGGCUCCCACAGCCAAGGCUCCCACAGCCAGGGCUCCCACAGCCAGGGCUCCCACAGCCAAGGCUCCCACAGCCUGGACACCACCAGGCAGGGCUCCCACAGCCAGGGCUCCCACAGCCAAGGCUCCCACAGCCAGGGCUCCCACAGCCAGGGCUACCACAGCCAGGGCUCCCACAGCCAGGGCUCCCACAGCCAGGGCUCCCACAGCCAAGGCUCCCACAGCCCGGGCUCCCACAGCCAGGGCUCCCACAGCCAGGGCUCCCACAGCCAGGGCUCCCACAGCCAAGGCUCCCACAGCCCGGGCUCCCCCAACCUGGGCUCCCACAGCCUGGACUUCCACAGCCAGGGCUCCCACAGCCUGGGCUCCCACAGCCUGGACACCCCCAACCUGGGCUCCCCCAACAUGGGCUCCCACAGCCCAGAUUCCCACAGCUCCCGCUCCCACAACCUGGGCUCCCACAGCCAGGGCUCCCACAGCCAGGGCUCCCACAGCCUGGGCUUCCACAGCCAGGGCUUCCACAGUCUGGACACCCCAAACCUGGGCUCCCACAGCCAGGUCUCCCACAGCCUGUACUUCCACAGCGAGGGCUCCCACAGCCUGAGCUCCCACAGCCUGGACACCACCAACCUGGGCUCCCCCAACAUGGGCUCCCACAGCCCAGAUUCCCACAGCCAGGGCUCCCACAGCCUGGACUCCCCCAACCUGUACUCCCACAGCCUGGACUCCUCCAACUUGGGCUCCCACAGCCAGGGCUCCCACAGCCUAGAGUCCUCCAACCUUGACUCCCACAUCCUGGGCUCCCAUAACUCGCAAUCCCAAAGCCAGGACUCCCUAAACGAGUACACAGACCGGAGCCAGCAACUGCAACGGGAUAUUGGAUUCCUCAGGGAGCUGCUGAAGGGCCUGGACGACGAGCUGGACCACCCUCAGACUUACUCAUACAACAUUGAGGAGCAGAUAGUGGGCAGGUGGAGGAACUUCACGGAUACAAGGACCAAACUGGAAGAGCAGGAAUCUCAGGUGGAGAACCUCAAAUCUCAGCUUAAUGAGCUCUUCAAGUUCCCAGUGGACUCUCGCUUCCUCUCUGAAAAAGUGCUGGCCUUGGACGUUGAACUUCAGAGUGUAAAGUCCAGAGCAACCCGGCUGUGUUCGGAGUCUGAGUCCAGGGCGAGGAGCCUCCUGCAGGAACCGCUGCAGGAAUAUGCCAACUGGAGCCGCGACGCUUCUGAGGCUUUGGAGACAUCUGCAGGCAUCAGCGACUUCUCACAGGUCGCAGAGCCUGUCAGAAGGAUGGAGCUUUUGCUGAGGGAUAGUAAUGAUCUACAUGACCGUCUCUGUAAGCUGGAGCAGAAGGACAACCUGCUCGAGUCCUUGUUUGAACCGGACAAAGCCAGCGACUUGCUGGUGGAGCUGAGCGACGCCAUCCGACGGCAGGAGCUGCUGAACGACCAGCUGCUCCAGGAGAAGGACCGGCUGCAGGGUUUAAUUUUGGAAACCAAAGACUUUGAUGUUGCAUAUAAGCAGCUUGAUGCCAAGAUGGCCGCUUUCAGGAAGCGUCUUGAGGCAGCCGAAGUCCCGCAGGACGACAUCUUUGCCCUUCAGAGCCAGUCGCUGGAGAUACAUGCUCUUCAGACGGACAUGAAGGACUUUAUGGCUUACUUGACGGCUCUGGGGACGCUGGUUUCCACCAGUGAGGAAAACAAGAACCGGUUGGAUGGGCUGGUGGAUGACUGGCGUGAGCUGCGGGGGCUUUCUGAGGUGACGCGACUUGAAAAAACUCGCACCAUGUCAAACCACAAGGAUUCCCUCCGUCUAAAACUUGGAAAAGAUUUUUUUAACAAGACCAAGAAACCAUGGUGGAAUCUUGAACCCAGAUCUUUCCUGAAGCCUAGGCUGCUGGCGCGGGUGUGCCGCGUGGCUCUCCUGCUGUGGUUCCUCCUCCUCGCCCUGCUGCUCCUCGCAUCCUUCCUGUUGCCCUUCGUGGAUGAAAGCAACAGUUGCUCCUUCACCAACAACUUUGCCCGCUCUUUCAACAUCAUGCUGCGCUACCACGGGCCGCCGCCCACAUGAGGAGAGGCAGAGCCCACGCAGGCGCUGGUGUCUGAGUUUGCAGGUUCAAACUGCUUUAGGUUUCUCUUUUUUGUUCCAGCAAAACAUUGUUUCUGUGUUUAAAGAAAAAAACAU
Molecule: messenger RNA, 3982 nt
Organism: Oryzias latipes (Japanese medaka)
Lineage: Eukaryota; Metazoa; Chordata; Actinopteri; Beloniformes; Adrianichthyidae
Gene: syne3
Product: spectrin repeat containing, nuclear envelope family member 3
Biological process (GO): nuclear migration
Cellular component (GO): meiotic nuclear membrane microtubule tethering complex; cytoplasm; nuclear outer membrane
Molecular function (GO): actin filament binding
Source: RefSeq, a predicted model, not a curated record